AUGACUUUCACUAUUCUCGUGCGAGACGGUCUUCCCAUGUUGCGCUUACCGAUGUACGCAAACAGGCUCGCUUGCAAUGCGUGCCACGGCUCUGGAGAGAGCUGCUCGUGGGCAGGCCGCCAUGAACUUCAGAUCUGUGAUAACUGCAUCGAGUUCGAGCGCGUUUGUCUGGCACUUGGCCACAAGGACCGCGCCACCAUCCAUUUCUUCAGCAACGAGCCCGAGGACAUGAUCGCCGAUGCCCAAGACCAACGUGGAGACGCCUAUAAGGACUGGAUCAAGCUGUGCCUGAAGCAAAUUGAUCGCGUCGGUACUUUCCUUGAGAACUUAGCCCACCCACCCGAGGAAAAGUUCGCAGAGAUGCAGGACCGGCUCGACGCAGCUAAAGAACGUCGCGCGGCAGACACCACCCACCUUGCCUCGGUCUCUGCGGCGGAUGUUGCUGCAGAUGAAGAUGGAGAGAGUAUCGACAGCGAUGAAGCCUGCAGCGUCACCGACGACGACGAGAUGGACUCCGAGGACGAAGCUUUCUGCGUCGAAGAGGACAUCAAUCUUGAGAUCGAGAUUGAAGUGCAGAGUGAAGACGAGGACGAGGACGAGGACGACGUUGAUGCCGAGGGCGAGGGCGGUAUGGAGGAAUGA
Molecule: messenger RNA, 642 nt
Organism: Parastagonospora nodorum SN15
Lineage: Eukaryota; Fungi; Ascomycota; Dothideomycetes; Pleosporales; Phaeosphaeriaceae
Exons: 2
Coding region: 1-642 (213 amino acids)
Source: RefSeq, a predicted model, not a curated record